GCCUACUAGUGGUUUGUAAUUAGAACUGCCCUAUGAUGCUCCAUACAUUAUCAAUAAAAACCCAUGAAAAGUUUAUAAAAAUCAUUGUGGAAAAAAAUGAAAUCUGACAUAUACUAUAGUCUAAAUCAUAAUUUAAUGGAAUAGUGUCAAUAAUAUUUAAACUAAUCGUAAACUACAUUACUACAGUACACUAUGUAUACUACCUGAGUUAAAUUAUGCCCAAUUUCAACAGUGCAAUAUGUUUGGUAAUGCUGUUAAGAUAUUUGUGCUUCUAAUGCAAUAUACUGUAAUUACUGAAUCUCUGUAUGCUCUUAACAAGAAUACGAAUUCCUGCAAUGGAAAUGGACAUUAUGUUGACGGGAAAUGUCAGUGUAAUGAUGGUUUCAGUGGUGAAGUGUGUGAAUCAUGCAUUGGGAGAUUCGUUUUAACAGAUAACAGUGGAACAAUAUCUAAGUGGUGCAGACAUGGUACACUUCAGUAACUGCAUGGGAAUCAUUCAACCAAAGAAUAUCACAAACAAGUCAAUCUACAUUCAGUUUGUCUACGUUGAAAAUUCUUGUUCUUGUGAUUUUCUGAAUGUAUACGAUGGUUACUCUGUACAUGAUCCAUUUCUUGCAACAUAUCAUGGUGCUGUGAACCCAAUUCAAUUACCAGCAGUUGUAUCUAGCACUGGUUCAGUUGUCCUUCAAUUCAACAAUGAUGACAUGCCAUUUCUUAACAAAGGUUACACACUAUAUUACUGGUUAGAUGAUUAUCCACCAAGUGAUCCAGGGGAUGUUGGAAGUGGUGAUGAACCAGAAAACAACACAAGUUGCAUAGACAACUGGUGUAUACAUAAAUGGCCAGAGUUCCUUAAACAAGGAAGAGCUUCAGCUGCCCUGCAGUCUUUAAAUGGCAUGUUAUAUAUAUAUGGAGGAUACCUAUUUACCCUGGCAUCAGAACAAAACGAUUUUAUGAGAAUGAACAUGACAAGUUUUGAAUGGGAUGUAGUAACAAUGGGCAACACUUCAAACACACCUGGUACCAGAUAUGAUCACACCAUGGUUGUUUGGCAAGAGAACUUGUAUAUUUACGGUGGCAGCUUAAGCAGUCACAUCAUCACCAACGAAAUGUGGAUGUAUAACACAACAAAUUCAACUUGGAAAAAAAUUAUUGCAAACAAAACUUUCGACUUUGAAAUACCAAGAUUAAAAGGUCAUACAGCACAUAGCGUUAAGUUAAAGAACGGCCGAGAUGUUAUGUUGGUGUUUUUUGGAUACCAUCCUGGCUGGAAAUUCUCACCUUUUGUUUUUGAAUUUGAUUUCAUGAAAAACCUGUGGAGCAAAGUAACAACUAUGGGUGCAAUGCCCAUCGGUAGAUAUGGCCAUACAUCAGUACAUGAUCAGGAUACAAACAAUGUUUAUGUGCAUGGUGGAUCGAAUGACAACAUUUAUUAUCAUCUGUAUGUAUAUAAUGCUGAUGCAAUGCUAUGGACAAUAUUACCGCAUUCACCACAAGUACGUUACUUGCAUUCUAUGGUAAUGUUGGGACGUUCACUUUAUGUUUAUGGAGGUUUAUCAGAUGCUGCCCACUGUCAAUGUUCAAAGCUCACUACAGUGAGAUACAGCAUUGAUGACAAGAUUUGGUCAAAUGUUGAAGAAAAUGAGUUAAAAAUCACAUAA
Messenger RNA from Ciona intestinalis (vase tunicate), 1661 nucleotides. Lineage: Eukaryota; Metazoa; Chordata; Ascidiacea; Phlebobranchia; Cionidae. The record is from RefSeq and is a predicted model, not a curated record.